AAAGCUGACAGCUGGCACAAGUGGCACAAACCAUCUGUGGCCAUCAUCAAUAAAAAUAACCUUCGGUUGCUAGUUGCAAAUUAAAAUGUUUAACAAUUAAGUUUUUACGUGUCGUUUGGUAAUUGCUGAUCAAAUGCAAGCAACAAUGUCCAUCUCCGAUGUGUACAACGACCUGACUUUGUACAUAACUCCAGAAAAAUUCUAUUUAGAACCCAAAACCAGUGAAGAAUUACUGAUAAUCGAUAGGGUGUCAGAGGAUGUGACUAUCCAGAAAAAUUCGGGCCAAAUCCCAGCGGCCAGCACUCGGCAGGACUUCUGCGGUUUGUUGGGCUCUAUUAAUCUACUCGCUGGCCGAUAUUUGGUUGUAGCCACCCAAAGGGACUUGGUCGGGUACAUUGCAGGGCACCCAAUAUGGAAACUAGUAAAAACUGAAAUAAUUCCCUACCCCAAAAGCUUGAUACAUCUAAAUAAUGAGAAGCAGGCCGAUAAUAAUGUGUACUUGAGCAUGGUACAAACUGUACUGGCAACGCCCAAUUUCUACUUUAGCUACAGCUACGACAUUACGCAUUCCAUCCAAAGACUGCACGACAUCAGCCCAGAGUUUUGGCAGCAAUCUCUGCUUGAACGCUCGGAUGCCAGAUUUGUAUGGAACGCGAAUAUUCUGGAACCGUUCCUAGCGCCUAGUUUUCGAAGGUUCGCUUUGCCUUUACUGCUCGGGUUUGUCUCCAUCAACCAAUGUGUGAUUAAUGGACAAAACUUCACAUGGGCCAUCGUUUCCAGGAGAAGUAUCUACAGAGCUGGUACCAGAUGGUUCAGGCGAGGCAUUGACCAGGAGGGAAACGUUGCAAAUUUCGUGGAAACCGAACAAAUCGUCGAAUCAGGCGACGGCGAUAGAGCUAGUUUUGUGCAGAUUAGAGGUUCAAUACCUCUAUUUUGGUAUCAAAAACCCGACCUCCGGUACAAGCCGCCCAUCACCCUCGAUUACAACAUAGACCCGCAAGAGCAGCGUAACGCGUGUCUUAAACACAUCGAAUCGAUGGCAGGGAUUUACGGAAGACAGGUGAUGGUGGAUUUAGUCGACCAAUUAGGAUCCGAAGGGCUGCUAGAAAAGGCCUUUAGAGGCACAAUAAGCCUCUUGGCGCAUCCUUCUGUUAGAUACGAGCCUUUUGACUUCCAUGCAGAGUGCCGGAAAAUGAAGUGGUACCGGCUGUCCAUAUUGAUCGACAGAGUGUCUUUAGAUCAGGACGAAAUGGGCUAUUUUCUGAUCUUGCGGGACGGCACUCUUUCCUCGCUGCAAGAAGGAGUCUUCCGAACAAACUGCAUAGACUGCCUCGAUAGAACCAAUGUGGUACAAAGCAUGUUGGCUCAUAGAAACUUGGAAAUUGUGCUUAGGCGAUUUGCGAUUUUGAGCCAAGAUCAAACUUUGGAACAUCAGUAUUCGUUUGAGUCCCUCUAUAAGAAUGUUUGGGCGGAUCAUGCUGAUCUUGUCAGCAUUCAGUACUCGGGAACGGGGGCUCUGAAGACCGAUUUUACCCGCACAGGAAAGCGCACAAAAGCAGGCGCUCUUCAGGACGGUGUGAAUUCGUUGAUUCGUUACUACAAGAACAACUUCAACGAUGGUUUCCGACAGGAUUCGAUAGACCUGUUUCUAGGCGUGGGUAAAGUAGUUUCACCCAUUGCUCCUCCUCCUGGUUGGAGAUACGUUACUUUCCCAUCCGUUCUACUGGUGGCCACUGCUAUGUUUGUAGCUUCCUCUGUGCUACCAUCCGAAUAUUCCACCGAGUGUCUGCUAUAUUUACUCUUCUGGGGUGGAAUGAUGGUUGCCACCACGCACUAUAUUUUCCGAUAUGGAAGGGAGUUUGUCGACAAACCCAAAUUGGUAGGUUCUUAGAGUCCGGGUGAAGGAACAUUGCAUUUAGAUCGGCUUGGAAUUGAAGAGCGGUCACAUUCUAUACAAUACUAGAAGUGUUUGGGGUAUGCUUAAAAAAUUACCAAUAGUCUAGUCGGAUUAUUAAUUGUCCACCCAUUUUAAUUUUGUUUAGAAACAGCUAAUGCUGCCCAAUAAUAAAAGAGCACAUUAUUAUCCUGUUUA
Molecule: messenger RNA, 2092 nt
Organism: Dendroctonus ponderosae (mountain pine beetle)
Lineage: Eukaryota; Metazoa; Arthropoda; Insecta; Coleoptera; Curculionidae
Product: phosphatidylinositol-3-phosphatase SAC1
Exons: 9
Coding region: 134-1891 (585 amino acids)
Biological process (GO): phosphatidylinositol dephosphorylation
Cellular component (GO): endoplasmic reticulum
Molecular function (GO): phosphatidylinositol-4-phosphate phosphatase activity
Source: RefSeq, a predicted model, not a curated record